CACCAACACCACAUUCAUCAUCACACUAUCCAAUUUCCAAAAUUUCAUCAAUUUUGUUUUUUAUUUUAGUCUUUACAACUUAUUGAGCUUAUAUGAUAGUAGCACAUAUGUCCCCUGCAAUGGUGAUGAAAAGUGAAGAGAGUUAUGAAGAUAAUGAUGAGAGAGAAGUUCAUCAUCAUCAAUAUCAAAAGGGAGUGAAGCAGCUUGUUGAGAAUGGAAGAAUCCACACACUGCCUCAAAGGUACAUACUUCCAGCUUCUGACAGACCAAUCAUCACUACGAGUGAAGAACAAGAUGAUGAUUCAAAUUUUGUUGGAAAUCCAAAAAUUGAGUUGCCAAUCAUUGAUUUUUCGGAAUUGAUUGGUCCAAAUAGGCCUCAAGCUCUUCGAUCAUUAGCUCAUGCUUGUCAACAUUACGGAUUUUUUCAGUUGGUGAAUCAUGGGAUCUCAGAGGAAGUUAUAAGGAAGAUGAAGGAUGUGAUGGGAAGAUUCUUCAACCAAGCAUAUGAGGAAAGAGCAAAGCAUAUGACAAGUGACAUGAAAGCUGCUGUUAGGUAUGGAACAAGCUUCAGCCAAAACAAAGACUCUGUCUUUUGUUGGAGAGAUUUCUUGAAGCUUCUUUGCCAUCCUUUGUCUCAUUACCUUCCUCAUUGGCCUCAAUCCCCUAUGGACCUUAGGGAAGUGGCGGCUACCUACGCAGAAGAAACCAAUAACUUGUUUUUAAAGUUAAUGGAAGCAAUUUUGGAGAGUUUAGGGAUCAAAGAAGAAGAAGAAGAUGAUGAUGAUAAAAAUAAUAAUAUUAUGAAGAAGUUGGAAGAAGGUGGGAGCCAAAUGAUGGUGGCAAAUUUGUACCCUCCAUGUCCUGAGCCAGAUUUGACACUUGGAAUGCCACCUCACUCAGAUUAUGGGCUUCUAACAUUGCUACUUCAAGAUGAAGAGGUUGAGGGUUUGCAAAUUCAAUUUCAAGGAAAGUGGCUCACUGUUAAACCCAUUUCCAAUGCCUUUGUUGUCAAUGUUGGUGACCACUUAGAGAUAUUUAGCAAUGGGAUAUACAAGAGCGUGUUACAUAGGGUAUUGGUGAAUGCAAGAAAGAGUAGAACUUCAGUGGCAUCAUUGCAUAGCCUUCCAUUCAAUUGCACUGUGAAACCGUCGCUAAAACUCAUUAAUGACGCUAAUCCAAAGCGUUACAAAGACACUGAUUUUCAUACAUUUCUUGCUUAUGUUUCCUCACGAGAGCCCAAGGGAAAGGAUUUCCUUCACUCUAGGAAAUUGACUUCCUUCACUUCUCAUUAAUUAAUCAACUAUAGAAGAAAAAAAAAAGAUGCAUCAUUAUUAAUUAAUUAUUGAAAUGAAGUGCCAUAUAUAGAUGUGCCCUACAUGCACGUACAAUAAUUGGUGAUGGUUAGAUUUUUGGAGGAAGAGAAAUUUUUAUUUUUUUUAUCAUAUAAUAUAACAUAUUAAUCAAUCAUCAAUGAUUCAACAUGGUAGGACCACUUGUCACAGAGACUUUUAGCUUACUUUUUCUGCAAUAUUUUUAUCUUGUUAGAAAUAUUGUUAGAAAUUCAGAAAUUUUGUUACAAUUUCAUUGUGAGGUCGGUCGGAUCAGAAUGAUAUAUAAAAUAUAUAUAGUUAAUUAA
Arachis stenosperma is the source of this 1636-nucleotide messenger RNA. RefSeq names its product probable 2-oxoglutarate-dependent dioxygenase SLC1. The record is from RefSeq and is a predicted model, not a curated record. The coding region runs from base 93 to 1292 and encodes 399 amino acids. NCBI's taxonomy places the organism in Eukaryota, Viridiplantae, Streptophyta, Magnoliopsida, Fabales, Fabaceae. The transcript is spliced from 5 exons.